CUCUCUCUCACCGCUCUCUCGUUUGCGACCUGACACGAUGGCGGAGAAGAAAAUGCUGUCCCCGGAAGAUCUCCGGUAUCAGUUUCAGAAAAUGCAGGCCUUUCAUGACCAGAUUAGCCAGGAUCUGCAAGUCAUUGCACAGUCGAUUGGAAACUUCAAAUUGGUCCAGGCCAAGUACAUUUCGGCCAAGGAAUCUCUCAAGUCAGUGGAGCCUGAGGCAGCUGGCAAGGAGAUGAUGGUGCCCAUCACGGAGAGCUUGUAUGUGAACAGCAAGGUCAAAGGCGAUGGCAAGGUUGUUAUUGAGCUGGGUACCGGUUAUUUUGUGGAGAAGACGAUUUCGCGCGCCCGCGAGUUCUUUGAUCGUAAAAUCGACUUUGUGACCAAGCGCAUGAGUGAGCUGCAAAAUGUGGCUCGUGGCAAGAACGCGGAGAAGCGCGAGCUGGAGGGACAGCUACAGCAAGUGGUACAAAUCCUGCAGCAGUUCUCUUCCGCACAGGCCCCGGGCGAGAGCAGCGCCGGAUCGGCUUAAGAACGGGUGAUUGAAUGCAAGCUUGAAAGAGAGACAGAGUCUCCUUCUUUCCUUG
This is a messenger RNA of Monosiga brevicollis MX1, 584 nucleotides long. RefSeq lists its product as uncharacterized. The record is from RefSeq and is a predicted model, not a curated record. Gene Ontology annotation, cellular component: prefoldin complex; cytoplasm. NCBI's taxonomy places the organism in Eukaryota, Choanoflagellata, Craspedida, Salpingoecidae. The coding region runs from base 92 to 529 and encodes 145 amino acids. The transcript is spliced from 7 exons. Gene Ontology annotation, biological process: protein folding; regulation of DNA-templated transcription.